Molecule: messenger RNA, 1320 nt
Organism: Caenorhabditis briggsae
Lineage: Eukaryota; Metazoa; Nematoda; Chromadorea; Rhabditida; Rhabditidae
Exons: 9
Coding region: 1-1320 (439 amino acids)
Biological process (GO): protein phosphorylation
Molecular function (GO): protein serine/threonine kinase activity; ATP binding
Source: RefSeq, a predicted model, not a curated record
AUGGGCAAUGUGGCCACCCGAAAACGUCCUGGGUGCCAUCAUACUGCCAGAAGUGAUGAGAACGAAGAAGAAGAAGAUGGACCAGCCAGGAAAAGAUUAGGAUUGCAGAAAAUCAUACAGAAAAUGAAUAUCAGAAGCAAACAUCACAAGCUCGCCUUCAAAUCCCGUCUACAAAAACUCAAGAAUUGUCGGCCCCAUUUAAAAAGGAGAACAUACAAAGUUGAAGAAGCCGAUCCUCGUCCUCCGUUACCCAGAUUCAUUGUGGACGACUACGACAACUAUGAAAAACCUGAAACUGCGAAUCGAAAAGAAUUUGCUAUUCCAUGGUUUGAGCAUCUUUUCCUGCCUGAAUUCCCAACAAGAAGUGUCAUCAAUGAGAAGAGUUUUAUUCUGGAACGCCAAUUAGGUCGUGGAUCGUUUGGAGUUGUUUAUUGUGCAAGUGCAAUUCAUGACUCUGAAAGAAAGUUUGCGAUUAAAAUGCAAGAAAAACGAGAGAUUAUAUCCAAGAGAGCGGUUCUGCAAGUCAAAAGAGAAGCUAGUAUUCAGCGUCUUCUUCCCGCUCAUCCAUUCAUCGCAAGGACUUAUUCUACGUGGCAAACAAGAACUCAUCUAUAUUCGCUGCUACAGUACCCAACAGGCUCAACCGGUGAUCUAUUUUCAAUUUGGAGGCAACGAGGAUCUUUAUCAGAAGCUGCUAUUAGAUUAAUUGGAGCUGAGUUGGCUUCGGCAAUUGAUUUUCUCCACCGAAAUGAUGUUAUUUAUCGAGAUGUCAAACUGGAAAAUGUGGUUCUGGAUCAAUGGGGACAUGCAUUACUCAUUGAUUUUGGAUUGGCAAAGAAACUGAAACCAGGAUGCAGUACUGGAACAAUUUGCGGAACUCUACAGUAUAUGUCACCUGACGUCGCAUCUGGACAUACAUAUUCUCAUUAUGUUGAUUGGUGGUCCCUUGGAGUCCUUCUACACAUUUUGCUCACUGGAAUAUACCCGUAUCCAAAUUCAGAAGCAACUCAUCAUGCGAAUUUGAAGUUUAUUGACUACAGUACCCCAAUAGGAUGUUCCAGAGAGUUUGCGAAUCUAAUGGAUAGAAUGUUGGCAGUCUCACAGACUCAUCGUCUCUGCUCAUUUACAGUUCUUCAUGCUCAUCCAUUUUUCCGAUCCAUCAAUUUCAGUAAACUAGAGCAAAAGGACUAUACACCAGCUUCUGAGAUUGGAAAUGCAGAGUAUGAUACAUAUCAGCAAAACGAUGAAACUUUGGAUGAUGCGCUGUUCAAGGAAAAUUAUGAUUUUGAUCGAUUCGAUUAUUUUAAUGAUCGCUUUUAA